CUGUGCUGUCAUUUUGUCAUUCUGUUGUAGUAUUUUCGUCAUUGCCUAUGUAGUAUUGACAUUGAUUUAGUGACUCAGUGAUUGUAUACGUUUUGAUAAAAUUAUUCUUUGUGUUUUUAUGGACGUACCAAAUACAGAAAAUUACAGUAUUAGUAACACUUUGAACAUUGUUUUCCUGUGCAAACCUGAUCAUUUUUAGCAGUUUUUUAGCUUUGAUGGGUGUUUACGAAUAGAAAUAUGGGGAUAUUCGGAAAUUCUUCACCCUUUGAUCAAGAUGUCGAACGGGCGACUAGCGAGAACAACACCAGUGAAGAAUGGGGACUGAUAAUGGAAAUCUGUGACCGCGCCGGCGCGUCCACGCAGAGCGCCAAGGAGUGCCUCCGCGCCGUGAUGCGGCGCCUGGCGCACCCCGACCCGCACGUGCAGGUGCACGCCGCCACGCUGCUGGACGCCUGCGUGGCCAACUGCGGCCGCGCCUUCCACCUCGAAGUGGCCUCGCGCGACUUCGAAACCGAGUACCGGCGCCUGCUGUCGCGCGCGCAGCCCGCAGUGGCCGGGCGCCUGCGCGCGCUGCUGCGCAAGUGGGCCGAGGGCGAGUUCCGCGACGACCCGCAGCUCGACCUCAUCCCGUCGCUGCACGCCAAGCUGCGCGCCGAGCCGGGCGAGCCCGCGCCGCGCGCCGCCGCCGAGCCGGCCGCCGCCGCCGCCGCCGCGCAGCGCGAGCAGGACGAGCUGGCGCGCGCCAUCGCGCUGUCGCUGCGUGAGGCGGCGCCCGCGCCCGCCGCCGCCGCCGCGCUCUACCCGCGCGUGGACGCGCCCGCCGCCGCGCCCGCCCGCAAGGUGCGCGCGCUCUACGACUUCGAGGCGGCCGAGGACAACGAACUCACCUUCCUGGCCGGCGAGAUCGUUCACGUGACCGACUCCAGCGACCCGAACUGGUGGAAGGGAUACAACGAGCGGGGCGAGGGCCUGUUCCCGGCCAACUUCGUGACGGGCGAGCUGGGCUCGACGCCGGCGACGGUCGCGACGGGGGCGCCGCCGGCGGGCGAGGCGGGCGCGGACGCGGCGGCGGCCGGGCCGGCGGCCGACGAGCCGCCGUCCAGCAUCGACGAGGCCGCCAUGGACGCGGCGCUGGCGCUGCUGCACGAGGCGGACCCGCGCGAGGCGGGCGCGGGCGCGGCCGAGGCGGCGCUGGCGCGGCUGGAGGCGCGCGCGCUGGCCAUGGGCGCGCUGGUGGACGCGGCGCUGGAGCGCGCCGACCGCCGCCACGCGCGCCUCACGCAGCUCAGCGCCGAGCUGGUGGACGCGCUCAACCUCUACCACUCGCUCAUGCGCGACCCGCUCAAGCCGCUCUACCCGCCGCACGGCUUCCCGCCGCCCGCGCUGCACCCGCCGCCGCCCAGGUCAGCCGCCCGCGAUCUCACUCUCUCUGACAGGGGUGCAAAUAUGUAACGAGGAUACCCGUACCUGGUGCUGAUCGCGGCCAGCGCAGUGUCGGGCCGCCGCCUACCGGGCCACGCCGCCCACUUACCAUCCUGAUUAUAUAUUUACUUAAUAGUAACUUGUUAUUCCUUUAAAAUAAUAUAUUCUGCAAAA
Trichoplusia ni (cabbage looper) is the source of this 1596-nucleotide messenger RNA. It is a transcript of the gene Stam, whose product is annotated as signal transducing adapter molecule 1. Gene Ontology annotation, cellular component: ESCRT-0 complex. The transcript has 4 exons. NCBI's taxonomy places the organism in Eukaryota, Metazoa, Arthropoda, Insecta, Lepidoptera, Noctuidae. The record is from RefSeq and is a predicted model, not a curated record. Gene Ontology annotation, biological process: protein transport to vacuole involved in ubiquitin-dependent protein catabolic process via the multivesicular body sorting pathway. Gene Ontology annotation, molecular function: ubiquitin binding; phosphatidylinositol binding. The coding region runs from base 238 to 1452 and encodes 404 amino acids.